UUUCAGCAGAAAAUCAAGAACUAAUGAAAACGCUGAUGAUGAUUAUGAAAAUGAUCCACCUAGAAAUCGAAACAUCGUGAUGAGUCCAGUCUACCAGAGCCUACACCACUACACCAACCAAUCAGAUUCAGUUUACCAGAGUCUAAACCCCAACACCAACCAAUCAGAUUCAGUCUACCAGAGCCUAAACCCCAACACCAUCCAAUCAGAUUCAGUCUAUCAGAGUCUAAACCCCAACAUCAACCAAUUAGAUUCAGUCUACCAGAGUUUAAACCCCAACACUAACCAAUCAGAUUCAGUCUACCAGACUCUAAACCCCCAACAUCAACCAAUCCGAUUCAGCAUACCAGAGUCUAAACCCAACACCAGCCAAUCAGAUUCAGUCUACCAAAGUCUAAACCACCACCAAUCAGAUUCAGUCUACCAGAGCCUAAACCCCAACACCAUCCAAUCAGAUUCAGUCUAUCAGAGUCUAAACCCCAACAUCAACCAAUUAGAUUCAGUCUACCAGAGUUUAAACCCCAACACUAACCAAUCAGAUUCAGUCUACCAGACUCUAAACCCCCAACAUCAACCAAUCCGAUUCAGCAUACCAGAGUCUAAACCCAACACCAGCCAAUCGGAUUCAGUCUACCAAAGUCUAAACAACAACCAAUCAGAUUCAGUCUACCAGAGCCUAAACCCCAACACCAUCCAAUCAGAUUCGGUCUACCAGAGUCUAAACCCUAACACCAACCAAUCAGAUUCAGUCUACCAGAGCCCGGAUCCCAGAAGCAGAGAUCCAGAUUCAGAUUACUACAGUCAAAAGCUCAACACCACUUGGUCAGAUCAGGUCUACCAAAGCUCCAACACCAACCCAGGGGCAGUCUUUGUACAAGGCUAAAGUAGGCAGCUGCCUAGGGCCCCCAUCAGCCAAAGGCUGAAA
This is a messenger RNA of Pygocentrus nattereri (red-bellied piranha), 925 nucleotides long. Its product is annotated as homeobox protein DTH-1-like. The coding region runs from base 80 to 883 and encodes 267 amino acids. Lineage: Eukaryota; Metazoa; Chordata; Actinopteri; Characiformes; Serrasalmidae. The transcript has 2 exons. The record is from RefSeq and is a predicted model, not a curated record.